Messenger RNA from Eucalyptus grandis, 689 nucleotides. RefSeq lists its product as uncharacterized. The transcript has 3 exons. The record is from RefSeq and is a predicted model, not a curated record. NCBI's taxonomy places the organism in Eukaryota, Viridiplantae, Streptophyta, Magnoliopsida, Myrtales, Myrtaceae. The coding region runs from base 235 to 510 and encodes 91 amino acids.
CGAUCGGUGUUCUUCCUUCCUUUUUCUUGUUCUUGCUAUUAAUAAACGCCGAUGCCCCCAUAAAGAUGGGAGACUUUUCCGUUGUUUUUUCCUCUGGGGAGGGGGAGGAUCUUGGGGUGCGAUUCUGUCUUGCCUUACUCUCCAAGUUUCCUUGCUUGGGGAGGAGAGAAAAUAGGUCUUUGCUUCUUCGUCCCUCUCUCUCCCUUUCCCAGCAAAUCUCUAGUCUCUCUGGCAAUGGCUCCUUCAACUGCUAACAGAUGGAUUAGGCCCGAGGUGUUCCCUCUUUUUGCUGCGGUCGGCGUCGCGGUCGGCAUCUGUGGGAUGCAACUCAUUAGAAACAUCUGCACUAAUCCAGAAGUCAGAGUUACCAAAGAGAAGAGAGCCGCCGGGGUGCUCGAUAACUUCGCAGAGGGCGAGAAGUACUCGCAGCACGUGGUCAGGAGGUUCGUCCGCAAUAGACCCCCUCAGGUCAUGCCGUCCAUCAACAACUUCUUCUCCGAUCCCAAAUGAAGGCGUCGGCGAUUGAUACGUUUCCAAUAUAGAAAGUCAAUACGUUUGCUAACAUUGCUCAAAAUCUUUGGAUUGUCUUUGAUCUGAUCAGAGGGGAUGGGAUGAUUUGUUCAUUGAACCGUGAUAUUUGUUGGGUCUGAACCUGAUGAAUAAAUGAAAUCUUUAAACAUUGAAAGUCA